Molecule: messenger RNA, 1563 nt
Organism: Penicillium angulare
Lineage: Eukaryota; Fungi; Ascomycota; Eurotiomycetes; Eurotiales; Aspergillaceae
Product: protein translocase subunit TIM50
Exons: 3
Coding region: 1-1563 (520 amino acids)
Molecular function (GO): phosphoprotein phosphatase activity
Source: RefSeq, a predicted model, not a curated record
AUGUUGAGCCGCGCCGUUCUUCGAACGAGGCCUAGCCUCCUCGCCUCUGCUGCCCGGGCUUCCCGAGUUCCAGCUGUCUCUACACAGUGGUCCCGGUCCUACGCCAAGGGCAAGGGCAGUCCAUAUGACCUUCCCAAAUCAUCUAAUUCAAAGAAGCCCAAGACUGCUCCUGAGGCCUCACAAAACCAACACGCGAAAGAGCAACCCGAGUUCGAUACCAAGGCCAAGCCAAGCGCCGACGCCGCAGAGUCAAACGCUGCCGACUCUGAACAAAUUCCCAACCAGCCCUUACCCGACCUAACCCAGGGUAUUCCCUCCACAUUGGCUGCCGAAUUGGAAGGCCGCACGAAGAAAGGAAACACAUCACAGCUGAACCUCACUGAGGAUCCCACUCAAUCGGAGGAGUACAGCGAGGAACGCGGUGGCGGUGAAUACUCCAAGAGCGGAUAUGAGACUUCUUUGGACCGCCGCAAGGCCCGCAUGGCUAACAUCAUGUACGCCUUGAUGUUGGCCUCGGGUAUCGCCGGUAUGGGCUACCUAGGCCGCAACUGGGAAUCAGACGAGGAGGAGCGCGCUCACACCGAUCACCCAUCAGGCUGGGGUCUGGGUCUCUGGUGGAACCGUGUCAAGGCCCGUACUGGUGACCUCACCAGCUACUACAAGGACCCUGCUUUCCCCAAGCUGCUUCCCGAUGAGGACCCUACCAUGCGCCAGCCAUAUACCCUUGUUCUGAGUAUGGAGGAUCUGCUUGUUCACAGCGAGUGGAGCCGUGAGCAUGGAUGGCGUGUUGCCAAGCGCCCUGGUGUCGACUACUUCCUUCGCUACCUCAACCAGUACUACGAGCUUGUUCUGUUCACCAGUGUGCCUAGCAUGAUGGCUGAUCAGGUUCUCCGCAAACUCGACCCCUACCGUAUCAUUCGCUGGCCCCUCUUCCGUGAAGCUACUCGCUACAAGGAUGGAGAGUAUAUCAAGGACCUUUCAUACCUGAACCGUGACCUAUCGAAGGUUAUUCUCCUUGACACCAAGGAGGAGCACGCCCGCCUGCAGCCCGAGAACGCCGUCGUGUUGGACAAGUGGACUGGUGACCCCAAGGACAAGACCCUGGUCGCCCUGAUUCCGUUCCUUGAAUACCUUGCCGGUAUGGGCGUGGAGGACGUCCGUCCCGUUCUGAAGUCAUUCGAGGGCUCUGACAUCCCGGUCGAAUUCACCAAGCGCGAGAAGGCUAUGCGCGAACGCUUCGAAAAGGAGCUCGCCGAGGAGAAGAAAAAGAAGCCCUCCCUGAGCAUGGGUAGCGUUGCCUCUGCUUUGGGUCUGAAAUCCAACCGCACCCUGGAUGGCGAAGUCAGCCCCUCUGAGGGUCUUGCCCAGGGUAAGAUGCUGUGGGAUCAGAUCCGCGAGCGUGGCCAGAAGAACUUCGAGCUUAUCGACAAGGAGAUCCGUGAGAACGGUGAGAAGUGGCUUGCUGAGAUGGCUGCUGAGGAGGAGAAGGCUCGUCAAGAGCAAAUGCAGAGCAUGAAGGGCUCCUUCACUGGAAUGUUCGGUGCUGGUGGUGACAAGCAGUAA